This is a messenger RNA of Diorhabda carinulata, 3824 nucleotides long. RefSeq names its product G patch domain-containing protein 1 homolog. Lineage: Eukaryota; Metazoa; Arthropoda; Insecta; Coleoptera; Chrysomelidae. The coding region runs from base 157 to 2217 and encodes 686 amino acids. Gene Ontology annotation, molecular function: RNA binding. Gene Ontology annotation, cellular component: nucleus. The transcript is spliced from 4 exons. The record is from RefSeq and is a predicted model, not a curated record. Gene Ontology annotation, biological process: mRNA processing.
UUAUUAAAGCAUAUCUAUCGUUUAUAGUGCUAUUUUAAUUGCAUAUGUAUGCUGUGGUGCAUCUUAGUUGUGGAUAUUAAAAUAUUUUUGAAUUCAAAUAUAUAAAAAUUAGGAACAUUUUUCACAUAUUCCUUUGUAUACAAUUGGCUUUUAAAAAUGUCUGAUGAAGAAGAAGAAAACUUUUGCUAUUAUGGUAAACCACUAGAUCCUUACGAUGAAGAUGCGUUUCCAAAAAAGAAACCGAUCAGUAUUGAGGAUCAAAUAGCAACAGAUGCUCAAGGUAGACGCAGAUUCCAUGGAGCGUUCACUGGAGGAUUCUCUGCAGGAUUUUACAACACGGUUGGGUCCCUCGAAGGGUGGACUCCAAGUGAUUUUAAAAGUAGCAGACAGGAUAAAGCAAAAAACGUUAUUCAAAAACCGGAAGAUUUUAUGGAUACAGAAGAUUUUGAAAAACACGGGAUUGCACCACAAACUGUAAGAGCUACUAAAGAAUAUUCUACUUCUAAAAAGAGAAGAAAACAAGUAUUUAGUGAUGGUCCUAUACCUGGUACCCCAGUUCUUGAGACCUUAUUGACAAGUGGUAAUGAAACAAUUGGAUAUUUGCUCUUAAGAAAACUCAGUAUUAAAGAAAAGCUUCAAAAUAAAGAUGAAGUUAGUACAAAUGAGAAAGUUUAUGGUUGCGAAAUUCCAGCCGAAUUCGAUAUAUCAAAAAAAAUUGAGAAUAAGUACAAAAUACCUGAUAUCUACAUUGAAAGCCUAGCUAAACCUAAAUCGAAUACGUUUGGAUUAGAUUAUAAAGGUUUAGAUAGAAGUCAUGUAAAUUUGUUCACAACAUCAAAUCUCGUUGUAACGGAUAACAAAAAUAAAAAAUUUUCAAUAGCAGGACAAGCUUUUGGUGUUGGAGCUUUCGAAGAAGAAGAUGAUGAUAUUUAUAUGAAAGAAGAUAUGAGUAAUUACGAUUUUGAAUUAGGUAAAGAAAAACUAAAUAAAUCGGCUCAUAAAGAAGAAGGAAAUUUACAUUUCGGUAUAUUCAAACAAUCAAAAGUCCCUUUGAUUUCUAAAAAGUUAUACCCUCCACCGACCAUACCGCAAAGUUUCACUGGAAAACACAAAGUAAAAAAAUCGAGAUUUGAACCUGUAGAGAUAAAAAUAGAAGAAAAUAUUGAUAGGACACUUAUAAAUCCAGCAAUAAGAGCUGAGUAUUUGGGAGAAGAAACUGUAACUCCUACUCCCUCACAACCAAUAAUCGAAAAAAAACCAACUGAACAAAUAAUAAAACCCUUUGAUGCUUCUUGUCUUAUGACUGAUAGAUUUGUAUCAGCUUCGACAACUGAAAAAUCAGAAAAUAUAAGAGAAACUGAACAUGGAACCGCCGAUAUGAGGAAUGCCGCAAAGAUGAACAUGUUUGGACCUCUUACUAGGAUUACUACCGAUUGGGCUCCAUGUGCUGUUUUAUGCAAGAGGUUUAACGUCAAGGAACCUCUGAUGGAGUUUUCGGAGAAGAAGAAAAAACGUACUAAAAAUUUGAUUUUCGAGAACCAAAAAUAUGUAGAUGAUGAAUUGAAUUUCAAACCAGGUUGUUCUGUUGAUGUAGAUGAAGUUGCUUCUACUUCUCAAGAUAUUGAAGUUAAUGAAGAUAUUGUAAAAACAGAACGACUGUCACCAGUUGAAGAGAAAGAUAAUAGUUUGGACAAAAGUAUAAAUGAUGUCGAGGAAAGUGAUUUAGUCCCCAAAGAUAUUACAGAAAAAAUAGGAAUCGAAGAAAAAGUGGAUUUGUUUAAAGCAGUGUUUUUAAGCAGUAGUGAAUCAGAAGAUGAAGAAGAUGAAAAACCGGAUAAAAAAUUUGAAGAAUAUAAGGAAACUAUCCUUUCGGAUCUGGUACCAAAAAUUAAACCAUUAAAAGAAGGAAUUCUUUCUAAUAUAAAAUUCCAAUCGAACGAUCAAGAAAAACAAGAUCAAAUCAAGACUAAUCAAGAGAAACAAAUUUUAUUUAUACCUCAAAAAGAGAGGAUGAAUCCAGUUGAUACAGAACCAAGAGUGCAGUUGUACGGUCCGCAACUACCUACAGAAAAAGUGGUGAACAAAAAUAUUAAUACAAUUACUGUUAUAGAAAGUGAUGAUGAAUGGGUUGAGAAAGACACUGACGAAAAACGAACGAAACAUAAGAAAAGCAAAAAAAGUAAAAAGAAGCAUAAACAUUCGAAGAAAGAACGGUGACAAACCUUAAAUUUUCAUAACUAAUCUGUGAUACUUUAAAAAAUAUAUAAAGUUUAUUUCAAAUUUUUUAUAUUCAAGUUAGUUCAAGACCAGCAGUGAUAGUGUUUCAGGUGAAAUUCCAAGGAGUAGGCAGAUUGAACCGUUGGAAUCAACCAAAAUCUGAAACAUUGAGAAUUUACAAAAUUCCAAUGUGGUUCAACCCGAGAACUGAAUUUCCUUGUUCAUAAACCUGACCAAAGAUAUAAUUAUGAAUAUAAUUACUUAAAGGCCCCAUUUCUUAUUUUUUUUUUUCUCGUGAUCUCACACUGAUUUUAAAAUUCUUCUCAUGUUACAAUUUAAUUCAGUUCUAACUCUCUAAUACCCUUCAAAAACGUAUUUUUUUGGUCUCCUCCUCUUUGAAUUAUCCCUUUUUGUAAAUGUAUUUCCCGGCAACCUUUUAAUAUGCCCCAACCAUCUUACUCUUCAAGCUUUUAUUGUUAUUCAGAUCCUUCAGUUCUUCUUCAUAGUCCUUUUUUCUUAGUUUAUUUUUACUCCAUAUUUUUUGCAAGCUCUUCUAGUUCACAGAAUGCUCUUUCUAUUUCAAUCUUUGUCUAACACCUGAUUAAAAGAAGCCACAGUGUCGAUAUUUUUAAUCCUUUUUCAUCCCUAAUACAAUUCCAUGACUCAUAAUUCUACAAUGAGGUUUAUCUUGACUAGUAUCACAAUUUUUUUCGGGAUUCCUAGUAGAUUAAAGGCAAUAUACAUUUUAUUUGUAUCUACUGUGUCAUAAGCCUGCUUAAAAUCCAAAAACAUAACAUGAAGGCCAAGAUUUCACUCAUAGCUUUUAUCCACAAUUGUCUUUAGGUAAAUAACUAGUCAGUUGUUCCGUUUCCCCUCUUUAAAUCUUCUUGGUAUUAUUAUACUAUCUUUCUUGGUACUUGUUGAAUCUGUUUCUCACAACUUUAUAUACCACAUCUUCUAUUUCCUUUCCUAAAUCUUCCUCUUUGUCCAUUUAAUACCGUUUCAAAGGAUUAAACCCAUAUUUUACCUUUUCCUUGAUGAUCUGUUAAGAAUAUUCCCUCGUUGUCCUGUAUAUAAGGUUCUUUGUGCUCUUUCUUGAUUUUUUAGCCUUUUGGUAAAAGUUUAUUAUAUCUUAGCUUCUUCUGUAUUUUGUAGUUUAUUCCUUGGGUUUCUUUUCACACUCAUAAUCUUCCAAGUCUUUAAAACUGAAUUACUAAUUGGAUGAUGUGAAAAAAAGAUUUUUCAAAUGUUUUACAUCAUUUAUUUAAUAAAGGACUAAUAACAUAAUUUAACGAUAAAACUAUUUGCUGAAAAUAUAUUAAUUUUAUGACUGUAUUUCCAAUAAAUCUCACUCGUACAAAAAUUCUCUGGGUACCAUGUUCAUUUUUUGAGGACAUUAUCUAUCCAUGUGUUUAAUUUAUCUUCAUCUUGCAAUCCUACCAAUCUUUCUUUAACUUUUCCAUCUUGAAAGAUAACCAAAGCUGGAAUAGUGCUUACCUAACAAGUAAAAUUGAUUUUAACCAAACAAAAAUUUGUGGUAAGUAAAAAACCAACCAAAAAUAUUUUAUUUAACCCUCAAAUUAUGAAUUAAAUUGAAAUUUAGAAAA